This is a messenger RNA of Pisolithus orientalis, 2091 nucleotides long. RefSeq lists its product as uncharacterized. The transcript is spliced from 25 exons. NCBI's taxonomy places the organism in Eukaryota, Fungi, Basidiomycota, Agaricomycetes, Boletales, Pisolithaceae. The coding region runs from base 1 to 2091 and encodes 696 amino acids. The record is from RefSeq and is a predicted model, not a curated record.
AUGGUCUUUUGCUCCUCUCCUCUUGCCACACAGUGUCUCCCUCACCGACCAUCAUUGCAUUAUCCCACUCUCUGGCCCUGCUGCGUCUCAGCAAAUUUUUUGGUAUGUCGUGCCGCAUCUCCCUUCAAAAAAAAAACAAAAAAGUGUCCCAUACUACUCACAAAGCCCAUUCAUUCAAAAAGAAGAACGCCCUCUCGCCUUGUCUCAUCCACAAAACAGGUAUGUCAUCCCAACUUUGUGGCAUCCCUCUACAACUCACAGAACACCCCCUCGCUGUGCCUUAUCAAAAAAACAAAAGAACACCCCCUCGCUGUGCUCAUCCAAAAAAAAGAACACCCCCUCGCUGUGCCUUAUCCAAAAAAAAGAACACCUCCUCGCCAUGCCUCAUCCAAAAAAAGGUACAUCGUCCCAGCUCACAGCAUCCCUCUACCACUCACAAAACACCCACAGAACACCCCCUCGCCAUGCCUUAUCAAAAAACAAAAGAACACCCCCUCGCUGUGCUCAUCCAAAAAAAAAGAACACCCCCUCACCAUGCUCAUCCAAAAAAAAAAGAACACCCCCUCACUGUGCCUCAUCCAAAAAAAAGGUACAUCGUCCCAGCUCGUGCAGCAUCCCUCUACAACUCACAAAACACCCACAGACCACCCCCUCGCUGUGCUCAUCCAAAAAAAAAGAACACCCCCUCGCCAUGCUCAUCCAAAAAAAAAGAACACCCCCUCACUGUGCUCAUCCAAAAAAAAAAGAACACCCCCUCGCCAUGCCUCAUCCAAAAAAAAGAACACCCCCUCGCUGUGCUCAUCCAAAAAAAAAGAACACCCCCUUGCCAUGCCUUAUCAAAAAAAAAAAGAACACCCCCUUGCUGUGUCUCAUCCUACAAAAGAUAAUAAGACUCAGAUGGUGAAGACCAAGCAGACAGCUAAGAAGACCACUGGGGGUAGAGCUCCCAGGGUAUCUCUUGCUGGUCUGAAAGCUAGGGAAAAACAUGCUGCCAAGUCAAGCAAGGCCCAUGCUAGGAAGGCCCCUGUUGCCAAGAAGAGAAGGAUGAGGAGCUUGGCAAGGAUGGAGGGACAUUGUGGCCUUGUGAUCAGGCAGGUUGCAGAAGGGUAUCCUCAGCCCUAUUUUGGCUUCUACUUGUCAGGCAAGCCAGUCCUGAAACACCCUCUUGUGGUCAUUGGGGGGUUUGAGCAUGCCACCACCUCUGAAGUGGCUGGUAACUCUACUGCCAUUAUCCACCUCCACCUUGAGUCUCUAGAGCUUGGCCAUGCCCCUGUGCAUAUCCUUCACACCAUGUUGCAGGGAUAUUUCAGACAAGACACCUACCACUUCUCACAACUGCCCUUCAACUUUGCCACUGAGGAGUCCAGAGCUGCCUAUGACACUGCAGCAUCAAAGCUAGCUUCAAGUCUGACUACCUUUGCUAAGGUAGUCAUUUUCCUUACUACCCAUACUGAUGAAGACAGGGGGGAUCUGUUCUCUGGAAUGGAGAAUAAGGUUCCAAUAGCCACAGAGGUCUUUGAGUUGCAGUUUCUGCAAGGCCUUCUGUUACCCCUCUCCAACAUUGUCAAGGGUGGAGACCUCAUCUUCUUUGUAUGUGGUUCUACUGUAAGGAAGGAGCAGAGCUUCCAAGGACUGAAGGCAGCUGUGCAACACUUCAAGCCAAGGUCCAUGUUGCUUUUUGAUGCUGAGAGACUUCAACUAGUCACCACCAUUCCCUUCCUCAUGAGUGUCCUUGACUCCACCCUUGUUCAAGGCUUCCAUGUCCAAAGUGCAGUCAGGCACUCCAACAUCAUCCUGAUGUUGUGGCAGGAGAAGGUAGUGGUGGAGAAAUUUGUCUGGACUGACAAGUUCAUCAGGCCUUGGGGACAACAAUUGCCUGCACAGUGCCCUCAGUGUUAUAGCAUUCAGAAGUGGGAAGCUAGUUGUUCAGGGCAGACUUAUUCCUAUGAGUGCAAGAAUCCUGGCUGUGGGAAGGACACACAAGGCACAUCUCAGCCUCCCCAAACCUAUACUAUCUGCAUGUCCAAAGGGGCUACCAAACUGACACAGGGAAAGGGGCAAACAUCAUCCUGGCUGUUGGAAUCUUUGUAA